CUGUUUUUGUUUGGUAUUUAGGAGGUCGCUUGAUUUUUCAAAUCAUCUUACCUAAGUUAAAAUGUAAAAGCACUUCUGUUUAUAAUAACUUGCAGUGUACAUGCUUCAGUGCAUCCAAGAUUUUACAUCUUAUAUUCAGGGAUAUUAGUCAGUGACAUUACUAAUACUGUGAGUGGGAAAGAAUUUACUAAUUUAGUGCCUGGGAGAACUUCCCUUUGAUUAUCUUUAAUAAAGAUUCAGUGUCUUCAGGGAAGAUUUUAUUUAUAUAUAUGUAUAUAUAUAUUUCUAUGAAAGAGCUUCAUUAUGCAAGUCAGUUCACUGAACCUAGACACAUUUAGUUUUUUUAAAUUUUUAUUUAUGAUUUAAAAAUGAUUGACAAGUCUACAGUGAUAGUACCCUGAAUUCGCCUAAUCUCAUCAUUUGAUUAAUAAGAUUAUAAGGUAACAGGGUUAUGAUUCCAUACAGUUCCCAUCACCAGAGUUUCAUGUUAAAUCUCCUCCAUUAGAAACUUCCCUAUUCUUUAUCCCUUUGGAGGUAUGUACCAAAAUUCUUUUGGGGAUGCAAAAGGUGGAAAGUCUGGCUUCUGUAAUUGCUUCUAGGAAUGAUAGCUUUUACCUCUCUUCUCCCCCUUAUUGUUUACUUCUUUUCUUUUACUUUGGUGUGAAUGUAGUUAAAAAGUACUUGAAUUUUAGUACAAAUUCUGGCUACGAUAUAAAAAUACAAAGUUAACCCAAUGGGACUUCUGUGAUAGAAGAACUGGAGAAUUCAACCUUUGGAUACAUUCUAGGGAAAUUGUUCAGCAGUUAAUUGAGAAUAGUACAACAUUUCGAGACAAGACAGAAUUUGCUCAAGAUAAAUACAUUAAAAAGAAGAAAAAGAAAUAUGAGGCCAUCAUUACUGUUGUGAAGCCAUCUACCCGAAUUCUUUCAAUUAUGUAUUAUGCAAGAGAACCUGGAAAAAUUAACCACAUGAGAUAUGAUACACUAGCCCAGAUGCUAACAUUGGGAAAUAUCCGUGCUGGCAAUAAGAUGAUUGUAAUGGAAACAUGUGCAGGCUUGGUGUUGGGGGCAAUGAUGGAACGAAUGGGAGGUUUUGGCUCCAUUAUUCAGCUGUACUCUGGAGGUGGACCUGUUCGGGCAGCAACAACGUGUUUUGGAUUUCCCAAAUCUUUCCUCAGUGGUCUUUAUGAAUUCCCACUGAACAAAGUGGACAGUGUCUUAAGUGGAACAUUUUCCGCUGAGGCUUUAUCUUCAGAGCCAAAAGACAGUGCUUCAACUGAAGAAAAUAAUGGCACACUGGAGGAAAAACAGACUUCUGAACAAGAGAACGGAGACAGCAUGUCAGAGGCCCCAGAGAGCAAUCACCCAGAAGAACAAGAAACAAUAGAAAAUGUUUCUCAAGAUCCAGACUAUAAGAAGCCUAAAGAGAGAGGAAGCAAAAAGGAUUAUAUUCAGGAAAAGCAGAAGAGACAAGAAGAGCAGAGGAAACGACAUUUAGAGGCUGCGGCUCUGCUGAGUGAAAGAAAUGCAGAUGGUUUAAUAAUAGCUAGCCGAUUUCAUCCCACUCCACUGCUGUUGUCUUUGCUGGACUUCGUAGCCCCUUCAAGACCAUUUGUGGCCUACUGUCAGUAUAAAGAGCCUCUGUUGGAAUGCUACACCAAACUUCGGGAGAGAGGAGGUGUCAUCAACCUCAGGCUGUCUGAAACCUGGCUCAGAAAUUACCAGGUUUUGCCAGAUCGAAGUCAUCCCAAACUACUGAUGAGUGGAGGUGGGGGGUACCUUCUCUCAGGCUUCACCGUUGCCAUGGACAACCUAAAAACAGAACCCAACCUCAAAUCCAACAUAAGCACUUUAGAGUUACAAAAGACUGAAGAGCCAGCAGCUAAAAAAAGGAAAUGCCCAGAACCUGACUGUUAACUUUUCAAAAAUUGCUUUGAUUUUGUUGUUGUUGUUCUCAGGCAUUAUGCAAUUAGUCAUUAAACUUCAAAUGCCACUA
Molecule: messenger RNA, 1995 nt
Organism: Erinaceus europaeus (western European hedgehog)
Lineage: Eukaryota; Metazoa; Chordata; Mammalia; Eulipotyphla; Erinaceidae
Gene: TRMT6
Product: tRNA methyltransferase 6 non-catalytic subunit
Exons: 9
Coding region: 933-1916 (327 amino acids)
Biological process (GO): tRNA methylation
Cellular component (GO): nucleus; tRNA (m1A) methyltransferase complex
Source: RefSeq, a predicted model, not a curated record